Messenger RNA from Betta splendens (Siamese fighting fish), 1196 nucleotides. It is a transcript of the gene dpt, whose product is annotated as dermatopontin. Gene Ontology annotation, biological process: collagen fibril organization. Bases 92 to 667 code for a protein of 191 amino acids. Gene Ontology annotation, cellular component: extracellular matrix. Gene Ontology annotation, molecular function: extracellular matrix structural constituent. The record is from RefSeq and is a predicted model, not a curated record. Lineage: Eukaryota; Metazoa; Chordata; Actinopteri; Anabantiformes; Osphronemidae. The transcript is spliced from 4 exons.
GAUGCAAAACAUCUGGAAGACAAAAGGACUUGGAGGAGCUUAAACGGAGGCAGCUGUGAGGGAGCGCUGCAGAACCGCCGACGUCUCCACCAUGAAUCCUGCUCUGAUCCUGGUGGCGCUGCCUCUGCUGGCCACGGCGGCCGCUCAGUCCCACGACCACUACGACAUGGACUGGGUCAACAGCUACCGGCAGGGCUUCAACUUCCAGUGUCCCCACGGAGAGGUCCUCGUGGCCAUCAGGAGCUACUUCAGCGAGCGGGACGGCUCGGAUCGCCUGUGGACCUUCGAGUGCCAGCCCACACCUGAGGGUCUGGGGGAGCCCAGCGACUGCUGGUGGGACGACAUCAACCGAGCCGGCAUGGAGUGGACUUCAACUUGCACCCGCAACGGCCUGGUGGCAGGAGUACAGAGCAAGUACUUCGAAUCGGUCCUCGACCGGGAAUGGCAGUUCUACUGCUGCUACUACAAGAAGCGCUGUCCGUACUCCUGCAUGAAGACCACUGAAAUUCCUGAGUACUACAGAGAAGAGGGAGAGCUGGUGGUUCCCAGCUACGGCUACUUCAUCCGCGGAGCCCAGACCACCUUCAGUGGAGUGUUAAGAGAUCGGCAAUGGAAAUACAUCCUGUGCAGAAUGACAGACUUUGACUGUGACUUUGAGAAUUUUUAGAAACACAGGCAAUAAUUCCACCUUUUCGUGCAGUUUCCUAUUUACUCUUGCCUUUAAACAUAAUACUGCCAUCAUGCAAAGCUCAUAUGCUUCAUGUAUUCACUUCAUUACCUGGAUGAACCAGAGGCAUGCCGUGCCUGUAUAACCACUGUUCCAGCCUAGCAUGCACAAUGGCUUCUAUUGUAAAGUUAACUUAAGGUAACCAUAAACACAGCGGCUCCACGGGGCCUUUAAGCUCCACCAGAAACACUUCAGAAAGCUGCUCCCAUUUAUUUGCCAGAGGAACUGAAAGGCAUUUGGCAGCACGUGAAAGCGGUGUUAAAAACUCUGCGAUGCUGUUCACGCUGGUGGAAAACACUGCGUCAGGCUCUGAGUUUCCUCUGCCCAGGUCACGUGACUCUGAAGGCAAAGACGAGGGCUCGGAAAAGGAUGGGUCGAGCUGCAGCGUGACGGAUGGGGUUAUUGUCUUGGAAAGAACACUUGUAACAGUUGUGUCUGUGUUGGAAGUAAUAAAAAAAGCUUAUUUAAA